Molecule: messenger RNA, 10846 nt
Organism: Mercenaria mercenaria
Lineage: Eukaryota; Metazoa; Mollusca; Bivalvia; Venerida; Veneridae
Product: alpha-(1,3)-fucosyltransferase C-like
Exons: 2
Coding region: 7749-8957 (402 amino acids)
Cellular component (GO): membrane
Molecular function (GO): alpha-(1->3)-fucosyltransferase activity
Source: RefSeq, a predicted model, not a curated record
UGAAAUUUGUUACAGACCAAUUAAAGUUGGAUUUGAAACAACUGUAUCUAUGGACAGAUUCACAGUGCGCUUUACACUGGAUAAAGUCUACAAAGGUAUUGCCUGUUUUCAUUCAAAACAGAGUGAAAGAGAUAAUCAAACCACAACAUCAACUUUAAACAUGUUUCGGGAGGUGAAUAUCCUGCAGAUACUGCCUCAAGGAAUUCUUACUUAAAGGAAGUCAGUAAUUGUGAAUUGUGGUGGCAUGGCCCACAAUGGUUACUACAGGCUCCGAACACAUGAGCAGAUCACGAUCAUAAUACAAGUGGAAACUGCCCACAAGACGAACAGGAAGCACAUGAUACAGAAAAUAUGGUGCUACAAGUUUCUGAUGGAGACAUGAAUGAUACAAAUCGUGUGCCAUUUGAAAUAAACAUUGAGAAGUAUUCCUCAUUAACAAAGUUACUUCGAGUUUCAGCCCUUAUACUCAGAUUCGUUAAGAAAAUACGACAACAAUCCUGUGAGAAUGGGUACUUAAAAUCCUCCGAAUUUAAGGAUGUAGAGCGAAAAAAAAUGGUUUUUACAUGUUCAGAACAAAUACUUUGAAAGUGAAUUAGACGCAGUUUCAAAUGGCAAAAGAAACAACCUGCAAGAACAGUUAGGCCUUUACAUAGAUGAAAAUGGAUUAUUGAGAUGCCAAGGGAGAUUAGAAAAUGUCGGAUUGUGUGAAAACGCUAGACAUCCUAUCUUGUUACACAAAAGGGAUACGUUUACACAUCUUGUAAUAGAGAAAAUGCACAAGGAAACACAGAGUGGUGUUUCACAGACCUUAGCUAGAGUAAUACAAAGAUUUUGGAUUCUACAUGGCCGAGCUGCUGUGAAGUAUGUCAUAAACAAGUGUACAAUUUGUCGCCGGUUUGAAGGUGCACCUUACGAGAUGCCACCGAUGCCUCCUCUACCAGAAUCACGAGUUACGUAAGCAAAACCCUUCAGACGCACAGGAUUAGAUUACUUAGGCCCACUCUUUGUGAAGAACAAAACACCUAAAAAAGUUUGGAUUUGUUUAUUUACCUUCCUAGUAAUUCGAGCAGUACAUUUAGCAGUUGUCCUAGAUAUGACCACUGAAGAGUUUUUAUUGUGUUUUAGACGGUUUGUGUCACAAAAAGGCACAUGAACACAGAUUAUUAGUGACAAUGGCUCCCAAUUUAAAGCUGCGAGCUCAACCGUAGAUAGGAUAUGGAGAAAACCGAUUGGCAGUGAAGAAGUACAAACAUAUUCUGUCAAACGCAAGAAUAACGAGGAUUUUCAUAGUUGAAUUAUCUCCCUGGAUGGGUGGUUUCUAUGAACGUCUCGUUGGUCUUGUGAAAAGAGUAUUUCGAAAAGCAUUAGGAAGACCUCUUCUGACACUUAUUCAGUUACAAACACUAGUUAAAGAAGCCGAAGCUGUUAUAAAUUCAAGACCACUGGUGUAUGUAGGCGAUGACGUCAACUCAAGCAUUACGAUAACGCCCAAUCACUUUUUAAUGUUAAACCCAACUAUUGGUAUACCAGAGUCAGAAAAAAAUGACAAAGAUACUGAUUUCAGGACAAAGGAAAGUACAAAAGAUCGGCUGCUUGAAAUAUGGAAAAAAGGUCAAAAACUACUUAAUAUGUUUUGGACCAUUUAGCGCAAUGACUACCUCUUAAGCCUCCGAGAGCGAACGCAAACGCGCUUAAAAACUGACGGACCACAAGAAGGUGAUAUAGUAUUAGUGAAAGAUGAUCUCCCCAGAGGAAGUUGGAAAUGUGGCAAAAUAGUAAAAUUGGUGCAGAGCAGUACAAUCAGAUACGUUCGGCAAAAAUCAAGAUGCCAUCUGGAAAAUUGCUUGGACGUCCAUUAUGCUUGCUUUAACCGAUUGAAACGUCAGCCUGUGUUAGUGAUACAGUUUCGCAACAUGUUGAUACGUCUAGUGUUAAAGUUAGUGAACCAAUGAAAGUUGUCCGUGUAACGCGGCGCGGCUGCGCAGGAUGCUAAGCGCGAAAUCCGUGAGCAACUAUCUCAAUAAUACAGCAGGUAUGUGUUACAGGAUUUGUUUAGUACAAAUUGGUACUGUACGGACUAUAAGAAAUUCUUGUUUUAGUGUAAAUGGAAUGUUUGAUAUAUAUUGUAACUAAUUGUGUUGAAUGAAAAUUUAUGUAUGCCUUUUCCUAUACACUUAUACACCGCCAUGUACUUUAAGAGAGGUGCAUAGUCAAGUAAAAUACUUAAACUCCUCGAGGUGCACGUGAAUGUUGUGUAUUGGCUGUGCAAAGUGAUCUAGUAAUGUUUAACCAUGAAAUGCACGUGAGUUUCGUGUAGCGGUGUAUACCUAUACGGUAGUGUAAACUUUUAUAAGUGAAUUGAUUUUGUAAAUUUGUCACACAGGAGUAAUCAUAAUGACAGUGUAUUGUGAUGCGUGUAACAAGAGUUACAGAAGUAUGAGAAGUUUAAAGCGCCACAUAAAAGAAAAACAUUCCGGAAUAGAAUAUUUUGCGUGUACAGAAUAUAAUUGUUCAUCACGUUUUAUAAGAAGUAGUUAUCUUAGUAAGAAUCUAAUUUUAAAACAUAUAUUCCAGUCAAGUAAAGCCACAGAAACAGCAAUUAAUGUUCCAAGAGGAGAUAAAGAGAAACAGCAUAGUGGUGCUUACUAUGAGGACAUAAGUGAGGACGAAAGCAUAUUUAGCCUUAUACAGGAAAUGGAAGGAAAUGAAGACAAUGCUAUGUCAGCCUAGAAUAUGUAGGUGCUAUAUCAAAUUUCGACAUUUCGUUACUUCAAGAGCCGGUCAACAAGGACGACGACACAAUCACGUACGAGAGUACGACGAGUAAAGAAAUAAAUGAGAAUGUCGUGGAUAGUGUAGGAAAUUAAUGUGAAAAUAAAAGUGUGAAUGAUGCAAGUGAUAGAAAUGAAGUAAAGUGUGGUGAAAAGGGAAAUUGUGUCGAAAAUGAAAAAGGUGUGCUUUCUAGCAUGUUACAAAAUGAUUUAGAAUUGGAGCUGGAUUAUAAUGAUGUUAGUGAUUGUGCUAAUGAUGACGUCAUGGGAUAUGUUGAUGACGUCACGAGUGCAUCUAUUUUGAAAUCAGCUGAUAAUAAUCAGGAUAAAAAUGAUGGCGUCAGUGAAAAAGAUAAUGACGUCAUGAAAAAUUAUGGUGACGUCACGAAUGAUGUUUAUUCAAAAUAUGACGAAAACAAUAACCAGACCAAUACGAUUUUCAUAUAUGAGGAUAUAAGCGAUACCCAAGUUGAUCGUUGGGAUGAAAUUAGUAAAGAACAAUCUAUUGUGCCUUCCAACCUGAUAACAAGAGUGCAAACAUUAACCCUAACUUUCAGCAAAAUAUCUACCUUUAGCAAUGAAAUAGAAAUAGAUUCAUAUAUUUCUGCUAGCCAUGAUUACUCAGAAGACUGGUGUUAAAUUUCUAUACCAUUAGAACGUUGUUAAAAGAAUAGCGAUAAACUGAAUUGAUAGUGAUACAUUAUAAACAGAAAUUUAUUUCAUGAUGAUGUUGAUAUUACGAUGAUUAUUUGACGUUUGCUGAUUUAUUUUGUAGUUAUUAAAACAUACAAAUUCUGGUAAAUAUGGAUUGUUUGCUACACAAAGUUGACGAAAAAAAAAGGAAAAAUAGAGGGACUGAAUAGGGGAACAAAAUGACCAAUUCGAAAUCGUCAAGGUGGCGAAAUGACCAAACACUGGGAGAAAAGUUGACUAGGGGACGAGCUGAUUGUAAUUCUAAUAUUUUAGUCCGUACAACCUAAUUGGCAGUCUGUCCGACUUUUGUCAAAAACCCCUAAUAAUUUUUUCACGAAUAUUUGUUGGUUGUAUCAGUGUGCAAGAACACUUACUCUACUUGCCUACUUUUGAAUUCUCUUUCAACUAUAACGCAAAAAGUACGGAAAACAGUGGAUCCCGGUCUCAUUGUUACUUACGAAACUAUAUCACCGAAAACAUAUUCGGAAGCUGUCACAGACUGACAUGCGGGACUCAAUGUAUCUGUAGUUUAAAGACCCUGAUUCUGGUAUGGAAGGUAUGUGGCCUAUGGUCUGCGUAUUGGCGGUAAGAGCCAAUAUACAAGACUGGACGAUUGAUAUAUUUGCUUCUGUUUAUCAUAUUAAGCUACAGUAUAGCUACUGUGUAGUACAUAGAUUGCAUGUGAUAUUUUUCACCUUUAUAGCAAACCAAUUCUCACUUUUAUAACGAGUUUAAAAUCCAGCAAUAUUCAAUAUUUCUGUUUUUGUUACAUAGAUAAAUAAUUAGUAAAUAAUUGAAAAAUGCUUGUCAUUUCUCUUAUUGAGCUUUAAAUAAUUUUUUCAUUAUUCAUUAAUUAAAGGUGUGUGUUUUUUUUAAAAAAAAUGGUGAGAAUUGUCUUGAUGCAAGAAUUAUAAUUUAAUUGGUCAGGACAUUACUCAACAAGAAUGGGCAAUAAAAAUUAGUAUAUUAUCAAUUCAAAAAAUGUUAUUCUAUUAAAUAUAUUGGAGGGUUUAUACUAUUUUUUUAUUUUCAAAUAAAUAUAAGAAGUAUGAAAACAGAUAAAAUGAGGUAACUCAUCAUCCUUAAAUAAAUUGAAAUGUGGGUAGAAGUGCGUGUCCGCAAUGCCCCCGUCUAACUCCCUCAACAGAAGGAAAAUAACAGUUAUCUUAAAUUCAUAUUGUUUACAAUUCUACGCAUAUAUAGAUCUAAGGCUAUCCAAAAUUUUGAAGUCAAAUGAUUAAUUCGAAAAAAACAACAACAAAUAUUGAGGCAAAAUAAGUUAUUAUAUACUGUAAUUUCAUUUUAAGAAUUGAACUGCACAUAACAUAUAUAUGAAUACUUUCUUAUCGACAUCGAUAUCGGUACAGAAUUCACCGUCCUGUUAUGCUUUUAAUACUGUUCAAUGCAUUUUUUAAAACUUUGAGUCAAUAGGGUGGUAACUUUUCAGUGACACUGAAUAUGCAUUCAAUUGCCCAUCUAAUGCAUCAGCUACUUUCGCAGAUACCAUAGAUUUAAUUAUACAUUUAUGUCUGACACACAGGCUAGGCAUCCGGUAACCGGACGGCUUCAAACUUCAUUUUUUAGGCGUUUGCAUUUUAGGCGACAUCAUGUAGAACGAUGAGUUUUAAUUCUUGUAUUGUGAUAUAUGUUUCUACGUUACUAGAAAAUAAUAAAUUUAAAGCAUAUGUAAUAGGACGCCAUUUUAACAGUACACCCAUUUAACUGAUAUUUUCAGCGAUCUAUAUCAACGUAUAACCAUCAAUGAUAAACCAAUAUUAACACAGAUUAUAUGGAAUUAUUUGCUUGAUUACAUUUAUUGAUCGCGGCCGCGAUCAUAUUGAAUAGGUCAAGUAUUUGCACGCUGGGGAAAAUAUUUCAUGAUGGACCUGUCAAUUCUUUACUUUAUGGGUGAAACGGGUCUCAUAAGCGUAAAUACGACUAGCUUCUACUGAUUAUAAAAACAUACCGUACGAUUUGUUGUGAAUUAACUGUUGUUGUACUUUUAGUAGUUCAACCGCCACCCUUGUUUAAGAGCAACAUUUAAAAACACGUUUUUUUCAUCCUUAAGUAAUAAGUAAGUAGACUUGCCCAGUUUAAUCAAUCUAGACGCAUAAUUUAACUAUACGAGCGUCUAUUUCACCCGAUUUACAUUCGGAACAUUUUCACGCGUUUCGGGCUUUAUCGUAUGUUUAACAUGGGAUUUUUGAACCGUUCAAAGAUGUUGGAAAUGUUUGUCUCAUUGUUUAUUUUUUUUAAUAAAACUGUUACUGCUUUCAUUGUUUACCACUUUUUUCCACCCUUGCCCGAAAAAACAGUAAUGAGUUUGUACACUGUUCAGACAACUGUGCUCUGUUGAAAUUUAACCAAACACAAGUUUACCUGCAUAAAUAGAAAGCAUGAUAUGUCACCAUGCUCGGAUCCAGAGUGGGGGAACCGGGGGUCCGGACACCCUCUGGAAAAUCUUUUAAAAAGGAAAGAAGACAAGAAGGAAAGAAAAUGUUUUUCGAAAAAGGCAACAUUAGGACUGCAUGUAAAGUAUAUGCGGCUGCUGCUACAUAUGACCCCGACAUAAUUCAUAUUAUUUAUCUAAAAGAAACUAAGAAUUUUACCUUCAAGAAAGCUUGAUUUUAUCAUUUUCCCAAAUUUAACAGGUUAGUCCAUAAAACUGCCCCAGAAUGCAAAAAAUGAACUGCUAAAUUUCAAAAUGUCCAGGGGCGGGGUGGGGGGGGGGGGGGGGAAGGGGAUCGGCCCCCCUCUGAGAAAAUUGGCUGUGUCCGUGCAUGGUCACUAUACCUGUCCAGUACUGGACAUUACGGUAAACGCUUCUUUCCUGCACAAAUGACAAUUUCGCAACUUCUGUCAGGUUUGUACAAAUUUCUGGCCGCGAUAAACCAUUUGACUUGUAUCAAUAUUAUGAAAAUGAUUAAAAAUGCAUUAUUGUCGGAUAUGCAGCGCACUCAUGCAAAAAAUAUCGUAUGUACUGACAGUAUAGGUCGUGCAUAUUUUACCUUUAAAAGUGAUGGUGUUUUAUUGGAGGAGUAGUCGUAGGAAGUGCUCGAAUCGAAUACAUUGCGGACAGCCAAAGUAAACUAUUUCGUCCAGUAAUGAUGCAGCCGACUCCAAGUCACAUAAAAUUCCAGAAAAUCUUAACGUAGAUCUAUCUCCUUCAAGUUUAAAUGUGACUUGCUAAAAAUGUUGUUAUACUUUUUGUGCUCCAUCCCGAAUUUCACGUAGUAAGACCAGAGUUAUGGCCCUUGGCAAUCAAAAUGUACAUAAGGGUCUAAACAUUUGAGGCGCGUGUACCUCAAAAGUAUUUGCGCCAAGAGUCAUGAAACUAUACAAGAAUUAAACUCAGCAGGCGAAGUUGUGCACCAGUGCUUUUAUUUGAGGUUUCACUCGGUAAAAACAGAUUUAUGUCCCUUGACGUGGUCAAAUAUAUACGUAAAUGGCAUUGGAAAGCUUGUAUAGUACGUAUCUCAAAAAGUAUUUGACCUAGAGGCAUGUAACCUUAAAGGAGCAUUAUUCCGCAUGUGAGUAAGAAAACUGGUUAUGAAACUGAUUAUAACAUUGUGCAAUUUGUUGUGUAAGAAAAAAAUGUUCAUAAAUUUUAGGUGGGUGGGGUAAUGAAAAAAUACUUUUGUGGGUGGAGUGAAUAUUUUUUAAUUUUUCUUGAAAAUAAGCACGGGUUGAUAUUAUUUUUUUGGUUUAGAAUUUUAUGUCUUAGUUCUAGCUUACAUAAUAUAAAAGUUGGUAAAAUUCUGUCCGCUAGAUUUUUCAUAUCAUUAAGAAAUACUUCUUGUUUUUCUCAGUUUCAGAUACUUUCGACAUCUGUCAAGAGUAAUUUUUCUGAGUUAAUAUAUCUAUAUGUUGACAUUUUAUGCAUCUUAUAGUGGGUUCAUUAAUUGUGACGCAUAAACAGUAACAUCUGAGUGAAAUUUUAAGUAAAUAGUUGUUUGCAGUAGUUUUAUUAUGACAUGUAUGUAUUGUUUCUUCAGACAAAAAUACCGAUUUGGUGUUCUUGAUAAACUUUGAAUAUUAAAAAAAAAAAGCACGGGUACCUAUCAUUUUUAUUUUUUAUUUUAACUUGUCAUACAUCAUUCUAUAAAUAUGCAAAGUUAUAGACAAUUCUGUCCGCUAGAAAUAAUUGUGAAAAACAUCUUUAAUUCAAUCAGAAUCUUAUAUAUAUAUUUCAGAAUCAAAAUGCAAAAAAAAAAUAUAUAUAUAUAUAUAUAAUCCCGUACUUAUUUGUUUCAGGAUUGACAGGAUAUACCCACUCGUUACUUAAUGGUGCAAAUGUUUGUCAAACGAACCCGAUUGCUAUUGCUUCUUAUUGCCAGUACUAUAUUUGGAAUGUCCGUCAUGUAUUCUUCAAAGCGAUUGCCAAUUUCGUUAAAUAAACACAAAUAUGCAGUCGACAGAACUACGUUACCCUUCAACUAUAACAACAAUCUAGAAUGGAAUAGACUAGUGGAUAUGAUUGAAAUUAAAGGAAAAUCUCAGAACAGUUUCCAAAGCAAACGUUUUCUGCAGAUACUAUUCAUAAACAAACCAUUUUGGAUCGACAUUGCAAGAGGAAAUGAGUACAUAAGAAACAAUUGUCAUUUAAAAAACUGUGUUUUGACAAACAAAAUCACAAAUAUAUCUCAGAUGUCAGCAGUCGUCUUCAGUACGACAAACAAAGUCAGAUAUGAUAGCUCAUAUUUGAAAGGCAAACGUCCUUAUUCACAAGUCUGGGUCUUUAUUACUAUGGAGCCUCCGGAAGCUGUACCAUCGUCACGUCGGUGGUACAGAGACCCAAUUUGGAAAAAAACCAUGAACUGGUCGUGGGGAUAUAGACUAGACUCGGACAUAUUUCGGCCUAUUCAGGUAUUAACUACAAGACAUGUUUUACCUAUCCGUGGUUACGAUGCUAUUUUUAAACGAAAAAAUAAAUUUGCAGCUUGGGUUGUGAGUCACUGUCAUGCUAUGAGCCUUCGAGAUGAAUAUGUGAAUGCACUUAUUCGGGAAGGUGUACAGGUUGAUAUAUUUGGUAAAUGUUCAAAGAACAAAACGAUUGUUAGUCGGAAAGUGGCCCAUCAACAAAUAAAUGAUGACUAUAAAUUUUAUUUGUCCUUCGAAAACAAUUUUUGUAAAGAUUACGUUACAGAAAAAUUUUAUACUUAUUUAGGUUUGGACACCAUUUUAGUAGUUAGAGGUGGACUUAAUUAUUCGGAGCAUUUUGAUCAGGACGCGUUUAUUGAUACUUCGUCAUUUUCAACAGUUAAAGCAUUAGCAAGCUACAUGUUAAGGGUCAGUCAGGACAUAAAACUAUACACCAGGUAUUUACAAAAAAAAGACAUGUAUAAAAUUGCAGACUCAUAUUACAGCAUGUAUGAAUCUGAAUGUAGACUGUGUGACAUGAUAUAUAACCAAGAACGGUAUCAAAAGACAUAUGAAGACAUUACAACAUACAUACAUAACGGAACAUGUUUUAAUCCAGAUAAAAUAGUCUAAUUCAUGCAGUAUUGUUCACUUAUGAAACUCCCUUCAGAAACAACGAAAACAUGUACAGUUUAUACAUAUAUGUAUUUUUUAUCUGCAGAUGACUUUAAACCUCGCUCUUAGUUACUUUAUUUACAUUUACCCUAAAAACUACUCUUUUCGUUACUUUUAUAUAUACUCUGUUGCAAAAGAAAGUGUGCACUUAGGUUUCGUCAAUUUAUGUAUAUUGUUUUGUCCAAAAGCAUUUUAUUUUUGGUACCAAAAUUUAGGGCAGUUUAUGACCAAUUUGAUAUGCAUUGGUUGUUCUCAAAAUUUCUUCAUUUAAGAGGAAUCUUAGCUAUUCAAAGACAACAAGGGUUAAAAACAAAAGUUGCAAAUCUCUCUCUUAUCAGAUUUUCUAAAAAUUACUGCCGAAUUUGUUUUCACUUCUCAGAGACAUUUUUGUUUCAAUAUCGUGUGUGACCACCUCUACUAUUGAAGUAUUAAUGCAGUCGCGCAUGGACCUAACGUAACGUCGAAUGACGUCAUGGGGAAGGUUAUUCCAUUCUUGGGUAAAAGCGAUUUGAAGAUUAUUCAGGUUGUCUAUACCGCCUCUCGACCUGUCCCUUCGACCAAUCUCGUCCCGAAUAUGCUCAAUAGGAUUCAUAUCUGAUGAGAGGGCAGGCCGGGACAACAUGUUGACGUAAGUGACGGUGUCACCACGAGGAAGCAUUGUCAAUGCUUCGAUUAGCCGAUCUUCACUUUGUCGUGACAUUUUAUUACAGCACAGAACUGAAAUCUAAUGUGUUUUUCCUUUGAACCAAAGGCAUAAGGAAAGUGACAAAACACGUUUUUAUACACAUGUACACUUUCCAUGGACAGCACACGCAAAUUUUGCAAAAGGACGCUAUCGCUGGUAACCUUAAAUAUACCAUGUUUUUAUCGUAUUAUUUUCAAAAAAUUGCUUCUAGCUUUGAGAAUAGUAUGUUAAAACUGGAGAUAUUCAAAUUUAAAAAAUGCACACUUUUUUUUUGCAACAGAGAAUAUUUUCCUAAUAUUUUCGAAACGUUCCACACACUUGCCUUUGAAAUUUCCUUAUUUCUGGCACACAGUUAUGAAUAUUAUCGCAUUCCUACACCUAACGUGGUUCAUUUCUAAAUGAACAUCGUUAGAAAGUAAGAAGCUCCUACAUAUGCCUCUUGAAUGGUUAGUGUUUAAACAUAACACUUGCUUUCGUACAAUGUUGUUUCGUUUCCUUUUGCAUCGUGCCAUGUUUGAGGCUGGACAUACUAACUUUAUUUUUUCCUGAUAUGCAUGUCGCAUAUUGUGUUUGCGCAACUAAUGUACCAAAAUAUAUUGAUCUUCUAUAAUAUUGAUAUUACAGAUGAUGUUACAAGUUAUAAGUGGCAUAAUGUAUACUCAAGAAUAACAAGAAACUAAAAACAAACUGACUUCUGUGAACAGAGAACAUAUUUUACCAAGUGCAAUAUUUUUGGCAUAAACUGCUGUCUCUCAGGAAGCGAGAACGUGCCGUCUUUUAAUCCUGAAAAAAAAAAUGAAUUGAAUAACAGCCUAUUAAAUCAUACAUUAAAAUGACUUCAAAUUCAGUAUCCUUCCAUUAAAGGAUUCGCUUUUCUUAACAUCCUAGUAUGAUGCCUGUAAGGAUUUACACAACAUAAAACAACAAGAAUCAGCAGAUAUAUACCCAUAAAAACUUUUCUGAACACCGUUUCUUUAAUAGUUUAUAUAUACUAAUUCUCGACAACUCAACAGAUAAAAAAAAACAUGUGUUUGGGUUUAAUUUUCAACCCUCUUAAAUGUUUAACAUGUCAUUAUAUUAAUUAAUAUGAAACAACAAAGAAAUUUAAAUAGAAAGCGUUAACAAGCAUAACUAAUUAUGAUGCCUUGUUCUCAUUAUUUGA